CGAACGUUCGGAUAGCACCUGUCCAGCUAACUUUCCAUAGGCUGCAUUAUGUGUAUGGGGCUGCGCAUGGGUAGAGAUGUCGCUUUUCUCUGGGCGUGUCGAUCAUGGCUAACUACCAGCACUAGCACGUAACGUAGCUGCACUGGAUCGCGGCGACUGUGGGCCUUCAAUCGGUGUAGUGCAGCUCCAAUCGAGUAAGCCGGCGCGCUCCUGUUGAAAAGCUCGAAUGCAUUGUCACGAUCACUUCAUUCGCACAAGCUGAGUGUUGAAAAGAACAUAUUUCCCCCCACCUCCCUCAUUACUUACCGCUCUCCUUUCCCUUGCUCAUCGCCACCACACGCAAGCGGCAGCCGACAGCACGGUCUGCUCUUUCCAGCUCAACAGGUGUCGCCUGCGCUUGCCAGCUGUCCCCAUGGCGUCCCGCCAGCUGUCAGCCCUCCUCCUGGUGCUUGCCCUGACCGCCCAUGUGGCGACCGCCACCUACAUUGGAUACAUCGCGCCUUGCGCCGGGGUCACCACCCGCAAGUGCACAGGGGCCAUUGGGUCACUGACACUGACGGGCAUAACAAGCUGCGCCAACAUCAACGUGGGCUGCUACAAAAGCGUUGGGAGCGGGAACACAUGCGGGUCCGAAGACGACUCGUGCCCGAAGUGCACCGACCUUGGCGGCAGCAUCAAGCUCGAGUGCGAAAAUGAUCUCUGGUUCCUCAAUAGCAACUGCGACAACCCCAAGGCGUACUCCGGAGGGGUCUGCGGCGACCCUCACUUUGCGGCACCGGGGGGCAUCUUUUUCGACUGGCACGGCGUGCGUGACCAGAUCUUCAGCAUUAUCUCUGACACCGACUUCCAGAUGAACGCCCGGUUUGUCGGUGAGCGCACCAACACGGAGAACGUCGAGCACGGCACCUGGAUUGAGGAGAUGGCCAUGGGUUACAAAGACGAGGCUGGCGUGACCCACUUUGUGAGCAUCGGCAUCGACCAGGAGAAGGAGUUCGAGGCCGCUGACGUCUUCUUCUUCACCUUUGACGGGGAAGACAUUCCAGUCGGCUCGGGCACCGCCGAGUACACGUGGACGUCCCCCGACGGCCAGGCGACCAUCACACGCGAGCCCCACAUGCGCGCGCACGCCCGCAUCAAGAUCGACGGCCACUUUGAGGCCACGUUCAGCCCCCGCAUCGAGAGCCGCAUCCAGUUGGACCCUCUUGGCAAGUACCUCGACAUGGACAUGGACCACCUCACCAUCUCCCGCCACGCUCACGGUGUCCUGGGCCAGAUGUUCCGCCCGGACGCCAUCGAGCGCCGGAACGCCGUCACGACCAACGCGACCGGCCACGAGUUCCUGGUGGAGGGCGUCACGUCCGACUACCGCGUGUCGUCGCUGACGUCAGCCGACAGCACGUUCAACCAGUUCGACCUGGCGACCGGCGUCACCGUGCGCAAUGUCAACAUCCUCGAGGACGGCGCCAAGGCCUCGCGCAAGAUGCUGACGUCACCGGCCGUCGACGAGUACGUCACGGUCAGCCCGCAGUGCAGCCAGGAGACGGGGUCGCUGCUGUGCCGCUAGGGCGUGAGACGGACAGACUGUUACGCACUGUCGGUAUUUAUUGGCGUCUAGUGGGAGUGACUGGAAGGGUUUGGUUAGAGCAGCCCAGCAGUGGAAAAAGUCGUAACUUGGAACGGUGGUAACCUACGAAAGCAUUGCAGAGCAAUUGGUGAACGCUCGUGAUUCUGUUCACGAAGACAGUAGAACUUGCACAAACGUAGAUCCGUGCGUGUCGCAACAGAACUUUUCACUGGUCUAGGUUGGAACUGAUGACUUCCAAGCAGUUGGGUCCAGAUGAUAUAACUCGCCGAAAUCCAGAUGAACUGAAGUUUCCGCUAAAUUAGGAUAGCGUUCCUCGUUGGCCUAGUCAGCGUGGGUAUGUCCGACAACGCUGAGUAAACAACCUACUAACUUAUGUGAAACUGAUAACAUUCAUUCGCAUAUGUAAAUCGUCCUCUGCAAAAGGCGGCUG
Molecule: messenger RNA, 2015 nt
Organism: Klebsormidium nitens
Lineage: Eukaryota; Viridiplantae; Streptophyta; Klebsormidiophyceae; Klebsormidiales; Klebsormidiaceae
Source: the annotation of a GenBank genome assembly